AAAAUUUUCAAAAUAUAUAAUUGAAUUGAAAACAUGUGCGGAAUAUUUGCUGUUUAUAAUUAUGCGGGAGAAGUCACGGCAUUUAGACCCCGAGCUCUAUAUCUAUCGAAAAAAAUUAGACACCGGGGACCCGAUUGGUCGGGAUGUAUAACAACGGGAAAUCAUAUUUUUUGUCACGAAAGACUGGCCAUCGUUGGUGUCGAUUCUGGCGCUCAGCCCAUCACUAACGCCGACAAUAGUAUCAUACUUACGGUAAACGGAGAGAUCUAUAACUACUUGAGCCUCAAGAAACUGUUGAACGAUCCGCAACCAUAUGUCACACAAUCGGACUGCGAAAUCAUUUUGCAUUUGUAUCGAGAGAUUGGCGAUAAAGUAGUUCAUCAUUUGGACGGACAGUUUGCGUUUGUUUUAUACGAUAAAGCAGCCGAUCGGUUGAUUGCGGCCAGGGAUCCAAUCGGUAUAACUACACUUUAUUAUGGCUACAACAGUACCGCUCCUCAAGAAAUCUAUUUUGCAUCUGAGAUGAAAUGUCUGAAUGAGACCUGCGAUCGCAUACUAUCAUUCCCGCCGGGACAUCUCUACGAUUCAACUACUGGCCAAUUUAAACGCUGGUUUGACCCGGACUGGUGGUCAGAGGAGCUCAUUCCCAGCGCACCCGUAGAUUAUACAAUACUGAAGCGCAAACUCGAGCAUUCAGUACGAAAACGAUUGAUGUCUGAAGUGCCGUACGGAGUACUGCUGUCCGGUGGUCUCGACUCGAGUCUUAUUGCGUCGAUAGCUGUGAGAGAGACCCGAAAGAUAGUGAAGAAACAUGAGGUUCAGGUGCGCACAGGUAGUGUCGACGAUGGGAAUAGCAGUAGUGAUGAAGUAACUAACAUAGAGUGGGGGCGCCUCCACUCUUUCUCUAUAGGAUUGCCAGGAUCUCCCGAUUUGUUGGCCGCCCGAGAAGUGUCUAAAUUUUUGAAGACUAGACACCAUGAAUACAACUUUACAAUACAAGAAGGUUUGGACUCCAUCUCCGAUGUCAUCUAUCAUUUGGAGACCUACGACGUGACAACAGUGAGGGCCAGUACUCCGAUGUAUUUAUUGUCGCGAAAGAUCAAAGCAAUUGGCGUUAAAAUGGUAUUGAGUGGCGAGGGAUCAGAUGAAAUAUUUGGCGGUUAUCUAUACUUUCAUAACGCACCCAAUGCUGAGGCAUUACAUCAGGAAACUGUGAAACGAGUGAAAAACUUGCACACAUCUGACUGUCUUCGGGCCAACAAAUCUACUCUGGCCUGGGGUCUGGAAGCUAGAGUACCAUUUCUCGAUACCAACUUCUUAAAGUUAGCCAUGAAUGUUGAUCCACAGUCUAAACUUUGUUCAUCGGAUAAGAUUGAAAAGUUUAUAUUGAGAAAGGCUUUUGACACGAGUCAUGACCCAACACUUGAGCCCUAUUUACCGGAUAAUAUACUUUGGCGACAAAAAGAGCAAUUCUCCGACGGUGUGGGCUAUUCGUGGAUUGAUUCGCUCAGAGAUGAAGCUGAAAGAAAGGUUACGGACGAAGACUUUGCUAAAAGUCAUGAUCGUUGGCCAGAAGACACACCGCAAACAAAGGAGGCGUAUUGGUAUCGAUCGGAGUUUGAGAAAUGGUUUCCAGAAAAGGCAUGUUUGGAAAGUGUGGUCCGUUGGGUGCCGAGGACUGACUGGGGCUGUUCUGCUGAUCCGUCUGGUCGGUCACAGAAAAUACAUAACGUAGCCUAUAAUAGUAUCUAAAUUUAAGGAUCGGGAUAUUAAGGACGGUUUUAUUAUUAGGAAAAUUAUUAUUAUUAUUAUUUGGUUUAUGACCCAUUUAUUUUUAAUUAUUAUUAGUGUUUAGUUUUAAUUAAAACAUUUAUCGGUGAUUUGUUUUUUGUUUUGUGUGUAUUUUUUAUUUAUUUAGUACAAGUAAUUUUGUAUUAUAAUUGUUUAAUGAUGA
Molecule: messenger RNA, 1954 nt
Organism: Oppia nitens
Lineage: Eukaryota; Metazoa; Arthropoda; Arachnida; Sarcoptiformes; Oppiidae
Gene: AsnS
Exons: 4
Coding region: 34-1752 (572 amino acids)
Cellular component (GO): cytosol
Molecular function (GO): asparagine synthase (glutamine-hydrolyzing) activity
Source: RefSeq, a predicted model, not a curated record